This is a messenger RNA of Parastagonospora nodorum SN15, 234 nucleotides long. RefSeq lists its product as hypothetical. NCBI's taxonomy places the organism in Eukaryota, Fungi, Ascomycota, Dothideomycetes, Pleosporales, Phaeosphaeriaceae. The record is from RefSeq and is a predicted model, not a curated record. Bases 1 to 234 code for a protein of 77 amino acids. The transcript has 3 exons.
AUGCGAUUCUCAAUCCUCACCCUCACUUCAGCAGUCCUGUCCAUCGCCAGACUGUCUUCCGGACUUUCCGCCGACCCGGUUUUCCCCUUGGCUAUAUGUCAAGACAUCAACGACUGCGAGCGAUCCUGCAACAAUUUCCCACCCGAUGCAUGCGGCAGUGUGCAAGAGUGCAUCGACACCUGCCGGUUUGAUCGUAAUACUGGGCGAUGCUGUAAUCCAGGUGAUGGGUGCUAG